This is a messenger RNA of Anastrepha obliqua, 2494 nucleotides long. RefSeq names its product ras-interacting protein RIP3. The record is from RefSeq and is a predicted model, not a curated record. The transcript has 3 exons. Bases 764 to 1918 code for a protein of 384 amino acids. NCBI's taxonomy places the organism in Eukaryota, Metazoa, Arthropoda, Insecta, Diptera, Tephritidae.
CUUUCUUUAUCGUCGUAGCCGUGAUUCGUGGAAGUAGCGGAGUUGCAGCAGCAACGGCAGUAGUGGAGAAUAGAAAUCUAAUAUUCCACCUUAAAAGUCACACAUUUUUUUAAUUCAUGGAGUAAAUGUGGGAAAUUCGAAGUGAAAAAGCUUAAAUCAGUUUGUGUAAUUUGAUUCUAAUUUAAAACUGCAGAUAGGUAAAAGCCCAUUGUGGAAUAGCGAAAAGGCAUUGUGUAGUGGAAAAUUUGCAACGCUGGCUGAAGCGAAAGAAAUAGCGAAGACGCAACGAGGAACUGGAAGUAGUGGAAGCAGCAGGAGCAGCACGGUUGGUGUAUGCAAACGUAAUAAAGGAAGCAGCGAUAUAAUUAUUGCUACCGUUUUUGACGUUGUGCCAACCAUCAACAGCAAAAGAAAAAACAAAAUCGUCAGAAAUAGCAAUUUAAAAAUUUCACAUGGAUUAUUCAUGAAGGAAUGUAUGCGGAGCAGUGCGAGCAGCAGUAGAAGGAAAAGACGAAAGUGAAAGGCAAGGCAAAGAGGCAGCAGAGCUACAGCAGCAGCAGACUUCAAUUUAGCGUAAGCAGCGAACAAAAGGCGAAAAGUAGGAAGAGUGACAGACAGUAAAAAUAUUCGGAAGACAAAUUGCUGUGUUGCGAUUUAAUCGCUGCAUAAAUUCGUCAAAUUGGGAUAUAGUCAAUACCGUGUGAACAAAAACAAGGUGUAAAAACUUUGUGCACACAAACCUACAGUUCGCUGUCAGCCAGAAAUGUCCAAUGGUGACGAGGUGCUAGACAAUUGGGAAGAAAUUGAUGAAGUCGGUUUGACAAACACACUCCAGAAGAUACAACAAAAACAACGGGAUACGCAACAAAAAACCGAUAGUGCCAAACAGUGCUUAAAUUUGCCAACAAGUCCAGCAAGCGCACCUGCAUCUUCAUUAGCAGUGUUUCCACAAACAGCAAACACAACUUCAACAGUUGAACCCAACCAAUUUACGCUCUCGAAAGUAGAAUUUCCAACACCUGCUGUCGCCGCAACCGUUCCGAUGAAACUGCUACAGCGCAAUGCAAAUAUACAAAAUGCCAGUGGUAGUAAUAUUGCAGCCACAACAGCUGGCGCUGCUGCUGGAACUGCGGAUUUGCAAUCACCACUCGAUGAUAUGGCCGCUUCAUUUCAGCCGGUAAUGAUGUUGCUACACAAACCUGCCGAUGAAUACCAGUCUACAACUUAUGCGACACCAACUAACUUGCAAACAGUGAAGAUACUGCGUCGUCCAACUCAAUCGAUGGAACCGCGUAACAACGGCAUAAAGCCGCGCCAACCUAUCAAAACGUUGCAGCAACGCGAACAAGAGUACGCUGAGGCGCGUUUGCGCAUUCUCGGUUCUGCGAAAAAUCCCGAAGACGAUGUGGGGUCGGCAACCUCUGCAAAUAGUUCAUCCGCAACAACAACCGUAGCUGUUAACACGAUUGCCAGCAUUAAUAAUACGUACAAGGGCAACACAAACUCCCCAAAAGUCAGUCAGUCCGGCAGCAAUGCUGGUGGGUGUAGUGGUGUCGGUGGUAGUAAUCUAUAUAAUAACUACUACAACCAUCAGCAACAGCAACAACAACAACAGCAACAAGCUAAUUAUUAUUAUAUGCAACAACAACAGAAACAGCAUCAGCAACAACAACAACAGCAGAUACCACCCGCUUAUAACUCUCGUUCAAUGUCAGCGCUGCUGCCACUUCCGCUACCGACUACGCCCCAGCAACAGCAUCAACAUCCAAAGGCUCAGCCGCAGACUCAACACCAAACUUGGUCGCCCGUGGUCGGUGGCAGUGUUUCGUCUUCGGCAUUAAGACAGCAACAGCAAGAGACCAUUCUGCGUUUGCCACGCGGACCUGAUGGCUCGGUUGGCUUUCAGAUGCGUCGGUAACGCGGUUGAACGUCUACAAAACACUCACACGUCGCCGUCAUCGCCAAAAUCUUUUGUUAUUAAUGCUCAAUGCGUUGCUGGGUCGGUCCAAUUGCGAUUUUUAGUUUUCUGAUACAUUGCUUGAUUAAAUUUUGCCAAUAUUUUAGUUGUCCAAAUAAUAUUCUGUCCCAUAAUAACUCAGACUGGCCUUUCAAAACGCAUGUAAGCUCGUAUGCAAAAACAUUAAAAAUACAAUAUUGGCUGAUUCUAUCAACUCAUAGACAAUUUUACAAAAGCAGAAAACCAUUUUUUCUUUGUUUAAAAUUUUAAUCUAACUGUAUUUCAAUCAAUUAUAACAGAAAGAUUAUCUAAUCAUAUGUUUAUAACAACUCUUUUUUUUUUAUAUAUACACCUAAUACGUGGAUAUGUGCGUGCUUAUCAAUUACUACAUAUUAUUUUGAAAAUGUCUGAAGAAACGAAGAAUGUUCGUUGGGUUGUUUUGUUUGAGAAAGAAAAAUCUUCGGCAAAAUUGCAUGACCCAAUCUUAUUAACGCCACUAAAAAGUAUAAAAAAUAAAUUAUAAAAGAAAAACGUUAA